UGUAGUUGCCAACGGUAGACCGCGGUCGCACGCGUUGGCCCACGGCGCUCGCCGCAGUCGCAGCCUGCAUCUCGGUCUGUGUCGCUGGCAUGUGCCGCGUCGCGCGUCGCCUGUCCCACGAGCUGCCGCGCAUCAUCUUCCAGUCGGAGGAUCCGCCUUCCGCGUCGGCGUGUCGUUGCUCGUCGCUCUGCUUGCGCCCUGCUGCAGCGACCGCGAACACCCGGUGCGUCGUCCUGCUCUCCGGAAACAAGCUGGAAAGUUCACUCGCCUUUCGGCGCAGUCUGCGGACGUGCAACAGGCGUUGAUCGGCCGGACACUGAACUUUGAGUGUUAGCGAAGGCCGGACGCUGUUCCCCUUUGUUUUGUGUUAGCUUUUGUUGGAUUUGUUCAUUUCACGGAAAAAGGAAAACAGAAAGGCAACUGUUUCUUUUAUUCUUCGAAAUAGUCGGUCGACUUUUGUUGGGAAGUGCGGCGUGAAGAAUCCCUGCGCCUCUUCCGAGUGUCGGUGCGGCUUCUUGGACGUGCCCCCGUCGCCCCCGGCGACGCGAGUGGCCGCUGAGUUUGCGUCAUUCGGCCUUGGUUGAUUGUUCCGCGAUAAGGCGGCCCAUCGACGCGGGCUUUCUGGGCUCGCCACCGGCCGACGACAGUCAUGGUCUUCGUGUUCGGCUCGGACCGCCGUCUCCACGCCAAGUGGUCGAUGACGGACCUGUCUCCAGAGCGCAGCACGCCUCCGCCCAAGGCCUCUGCCAUGGCGGCCAACGGGGGAGACCUGAACAGCGUGGUCGAGAACCUGGCCAAGUCGUCGCAGCUGAGCAACAAAGCCAACAGCGCGUCGCUCUCGUCCUCGUACAGUAGUUCCGAGAAGCACUCUUCCAGCUCUUCACAGAAGGUGCUGAAGAGCUCCACGUCGUCGAGCACCAGCUCGGGGUCGCUGCUGAACAAGAAGUCUCAGGUGCUGCACUCGCUGGCGAGUUCGCAGCAGCAGCAGCAGGAGAACAUAACCAGCAGCAGCAACUUCAGCCGCAGCGUGAGCGUGAGCAGCAGCUCCAGUUCCAGCAGCGACUCGAGGCUGAAGAUGAUCUCGUCGCAGCGUGGCUUCUCGGUCGACUGCGGUGUGCCGGAGGAAGAGGAGACGGCCGUGCGCGAGUCUACGCCCUCCGAGGUCCGCUACGAGCAGAAGAGGGUCACCUCGUCGGCCAAGAGCAAGCUGGUGGCCGACGGCGUGACGGCCGAGAAGACUGCCACCAGCAACAAGGAGACCAAGCGGCUGCAGGCGGGCGACGUCACGUUCCAGGAGAAGCAGCAUUCCCAGGCCGUGAAAGCCCGCUUGGAGGGUGAAGGUUUCGCUGCAGAAAAGGUGGCUGCCAUGAAGCAGGACCAGAAGCAGCUCAAGGUGGGCGACACCAUGCACCAGCAGCAGAAGACUGCGAUGGCGGCAGCCAUGAAGCUGUCAACAGAAGACUACACCGCCGAGCAAAUUGCCAUGGCCAAACAAGAGGAGCACCAGCUCUUCAGUCAGGGUCUGCUGCAGCAGGAAAAGAGCAUGGCUUCUGCGGCGGCUUCCAAGCUGGUUGUCAGCUCCAAGGGAGUAUCCAAGUCAUCCAUGUCCCACCAAAGCGUGAAGCAAACAGACUUCAGCGGAUCAGGUUCUCCUAUUGUCACGUCGCCCACAAUGGAACCGUUCAACCUGCCGCCCCUUCCAUCCAGCCAGAGGUUAGCACUCAACCAAGGUGUCGCGGAGGAUUUUGAGAUGCUCCGAUCGCCAACCAGUCAGUCCGACGUCGAGAAGGCCAUCUCAAGGUUCGCCAGCCGCAUGAGUGUCUGCGUGGAACAGCUGAAGACGGCAGACGAUGCCGAAGCCAUCGAGCUUCUCACCGCUAUGGUGGGCAUCAUCCGCAAGGCGUGGGCGGUGCCCACGUACGGCCACGACCUAGGCUUUACCAUGUGCAGUAUCCUUCGGCUGAACGGAGGUUUGGAUGUCCUACUCAACAACUGUUCCACCGGCAGCGAAGAGCUCCAGUUUGCCAGUGCGAGGCUUCUGGAGCAGUGUCUUUCUACGGAAAACAGGUCCUACGUGGUCGAGCACGGACUCGAGGCUGUGGUGCAGGUGGCCUGCGCGUGCAGUAACAAUAUCCAGGCGUCGUUUGCGAGAGUCGGCACGGGAAUCCUCUGCCACCUGUUCAAGCACUCGGAGACAACGUGUAGCCAGCUGAUUCGCAUGGGCGGACUAAAGGCGAUCCUCUUCGAUUGUCGAGCGUGCGACGUGGAGACGUUGCGGCACUGUGCGUCAGCACUGGCUAACCUGAGUUUGUACGGCGGGCCCGAAAACCACCAGGCGAUGAUCAAGCACAAAGCACCCAUGUGGCUGUUCCCGCUAGCGUUCCAUCAGGACGACAACAUCAAGUACUACGCCUGCCUGGCGAUCGCGGCGCUUGUGGCCAACAAGGAGAUCGAGGCGGCAGUCAUGAAGUCUGGCACACUAGACCUCGUGGAGCCGUUUGUGACCAGCCAUAACCCCGAAGAGUUCGCCAGAAGUCACGUGGCACACGUCCACGGACAGUCCAAAGAUUGGUUGCUGCGCUUUGUGCCUGUGCUAGACAGCAACCGAGAGGAAGCCCGCAGCCUGGCCGCCUUCCACUUCGCCAUGGAGGCCGGCAUCAAGAAGCGCCAGGGAAACACGUCGGUGUUCGCCGAGAUCGGGGCUCUCGAGGCGCUUCGCAAGGUGGCCAGCUCUCCCAAUGCCAUCGCGUCCAAGUUCGCAGCCCAGGCGCUGCAACUGAUCGGCGAAGAGGUGCCCCAUAAGCUCUCCCAGCAAGUUCCUCUCUGGACAGUCGAAGACGUGAAGGAGUGGGUGAAGCAGAUUGGUUUCACGAACUACGCUCCAGAGUUCGUCAGUAGCCGAGUGGACGGUGAUCUGCUGCUGCAGCUGGAUGAGCCCAUGCUCAAGGAAGACAUUGGCAUCAAGAACGGCAUCCUUAGAAGAAGGUUCUUGCGCGAGCUGUCCCUUCUGAAGCGAAUGGCGGACUACUCGUCGGUAGACACAACCAACGUGAACGAGAUCCUGCAGAGUCUGGGCACGGACUUCAGUCAGUACACGUACCGGAUGCUCCAGAGCGGUGUGGACAUCGAAUCGCUCAAGAUGCUCAACGACGAACAGCUGUCCCACGAGUGCGGCAUCGACAACUCCAUCCACCGGCUGCGCAUUGGACAGGCCAUACGCGGUCUCAACCAGACUGCGGAUGACGUAGACGAAAUCGAGCGAAACAAGAGCCUGGACGUUUUCGUCAGCUACAGGCGUUCUAAUGGAUCCCAGCUUGCAAGCCUCCUGAAGGUGCACCUGCAACUGCGGGGCUUCUCGGUGUUUCUGGACGUGGAGCGGUUGGAAGCGGGGAAGUUUGACAACAACCUGCUCAACAGCAUUCGGCAGGCCAAGCAUUUUUUACUCGUCCUCACGCCCAACGCCCUGGACCGGUGCCUGGGGGACAACGACCGCAAAGACUGGGUGCACAAGGAAAUUGUGGAAGCCCUCCAAAGCCAGUGCAACAUCAUUCCAAUCCUGGACAACUUCCAGUGGCCGGAGUCUGAGAUGCUCCCAGAAGACAUGAGAGCAGUCUGUUACUUCAACGGUGUUCGGUGGAUCCACGACUACCAGGAUGCGUGCGUGGACAAGCUGGAGCGCUUUAUGCGGGGCGAGAUGAACGUGCGGAGUGAUGGGCCCCUCGGGCGCUACGUGGGCAUGGGCGGACCCGGCACCCCCGGCACACCGAGCACCCUUGCCAGCUGCCGUGCGGCCGUGUACCAGCGCAGUGCCAGCAAUGACAGUGCAAAGGGCAGCACAUGCUCAGACAAGGACUCCAACAACGGCCGUCUGGAGCAGUCCCCUCCUCAGCCGCACUGCUGAUAUAGGGAGCCCCAAACCUUUUGGGCUCGUGCAAUCAAGAACAGAUGCAGUGCAAUGUUUGGACGACCUGGUCACAUGCUGGUCCAUCUGCGGAAAUGGAUUCCAACACCAGCGCACCACUCGUCGACUCAAGGUGUGAUGGUCAUUCAAGAAAAAGAAAGAACCAAGCAAACAUCUCCACACCGAAAGUGUCAAGGCCACGUCUAGAAGCCUGAAAGUUCCAGUGGUGCUGAACGCUUUGGUGUUCCAAAGAAGCCAACCCAAAGCUUCGUGGGGCCGAUGCUCCCAAGUGACGGCAGGAGUGUAGCACUCGUAAGCUUGCCAAGAAGCAUAGUAUUGCCACGAAACUGGGCAGGGUGUGGAGAGCCCGUGACAUUUCCAUUGCCAAUGAGGAGUCCUCAAAUCGGGUGGGGUAGCAGACACCAAACUGCUUUGCGGAAUAAUCCAUUUUGUGCAUAGUCCAACUCCCAGAUGAAAUACCUCAUGCAUACAAAGCCGAUAAUUUGGCAUGGACUCCUGCUUUUGGGGCAUUAUCCCAUUUGUCACAGUUUGGGACUUGCCCUUCCGGUACCAGAGUCUGGCACCAACUGUUUAAUGUCUCUGUAACCAAAGGUGCUCGACUGCCUACACGGGGAACUUGUUGAAAGUUCGAGAGUCGUUCACGUAUUAGAAGCAGUAAGAUACGUAUUAUCAUUUUAGUCAAUUCUGGAAGCUUUUAGCAAUUUGGAAGUAUUCCUGCAGGGAUUAUGCAUAACCAAGUAUGCCCAUUAGUUAUGAAGGCAUCGGUGACUCUUGAUAUGCAAGUGUUCCUUGUCAAAUAUACAUACACUUCCUCGGAUGUCUGGAUGUCCUAGCAAUUCGGCUUGCAAUCUGCAUUGAAUUUCCGUCCAGCCAUCUGCCAGUGCUAUCAUCUUACCUCACUCCUUAUAGUAAUAGGUAUUUAUUACAAUAUUGUCUACUUUUUUUUUAACCGCAUGUCCCCCAAGACUAUAGGUUAUGAUUGAAGGUUACUGAUUUCUCUAUGCAUAUCAAUGAUAUGCAUAACUUGCUGAAGAGAGAAAAUCUGUCCUGCAUUUGUUGUCGAUAGUCAUUGUAAAUUAUUACAGCAAAGGUGCUGGCACCUUUGAAGCUUUAGCAUUUUUAAGUCACCUGUUUGUUUGGUGCUUUGUUUCUGCACUCUUAGGUUAGUAAUUUUUGCUCCAUGCACUUUAUGCAUGCAGUGACAAAGACAAACAUUUUCAUGUGUACAUAUAGCAGGUUGUUUUCAAAUGCCAUCAUGAAAAAGCUAAAUAAACUGGUUUUAUAUUGUA
Molecule: messenger RNA, 5211 nt
Organism: Ixodes scapularis (black-legged tick)
Lineage: Eukaryota; Metazoa; Arthropoda; Arachnida; Ixodida; Ixodidae
Gene: Sarm
Product: NAD(+) hydrolase sarm1
Exons: 12
Coding region: 650-3901 (1083 amino acids)
Biological process (GO): response to axon injury; signal transduction; negative regulation of MyD88-independent toll-like receptor signaling pathway
Cellular component (GO): dendrite
Molecular function (GO): signaling adaptor activity; protein binding; NAD+ nucleosidase activity
Source: RefSeq, a predicted model, not a curated record